Messenger RNA from Schistocerca americana (American grasshopper), 919 nucleotides. RefSeq names its product protein takeout-like. The record is from RefSeq and is a predicted model, not a curated record. The transcript has 6 exons. NCBI's taxonomy places the organism in Eukaryota, Metazoa, Arthropoda, Insecta, Orthoptera, Acrididae. Bases 24 to 806 code for a protein of 260 amino acids.
CGCACAGAUCUGCAACCCGCGCCAUGGCCACACGCACGCCUCGAGCAGCCUCCGCCGCCGCCGUCGCCGCCGCUUUCCUACUGGCGCUCGGCGCAGCUGCAGCCGCCCCAGCACAGCUCCCCCCCGAACUGAAGACAUGCAAACAGACAGACCCUCAAUACAACGACUGCUUGAAAAAUGCUUUGCAGGGGGCAUUACCCUCGCUAUCUAAAGGCAUCCGAAGCCUAGAGGCACAGCCGAUUGACCCGCUCACAAUCACGUCGCUCUCCAUCUCUGAGGAGAAGGACAAACCAGUGGCCAUCAACCUUGACUUCAGCAACUUCCAGAUCACAGGCAUCUCCAGUGCCAUCAUCGACUCUUUCGAGAUGACGCCUGGCAGUUACGACAUGAAGAUCAAGGCACACACGACAGGACCGCUGACGCUCACUGGAAAGUACAAGAUCGAUGGAAAAGUCCUCGUGCUGCCCAUUCAGGGAGAGGGCGACUGCAAACUCAUUGCGGACAACAUUGAUGCCCUCCUGGACCUGAAGGGCGUACCGCUGGAGAAAGACGGACACACGCACGCUGACAUCAAGGACUUCAAGUUCUCCUUCGAGACUAAGAAAAUGACCUUCGACUUCAGCAACCUGUUUAACGGCGACAAGGCAUUAGGCGACAACAUGAACAAGUUCCUGAACGAGAACUGGGAGGAGAUCUUGAAGGAGCUGAAGCCAAGCAUUGAAGAGGCGUUCGGACUGGCAUUCAAGGAUAUUGCCAACAACGUGUUCCACAAGGUGCCCUACACCGAUGUCUUCCCAACCAACUGAAGACAGCGUCUUCGUGUCACUCAUCAGAAUAGCACACCACCGCUGCUCCAUCCACAUAUCUGUCAAACCACUUUACUUGUAGUAUACACCACAAAUAAAAAAAACUGUGUGUA